This is a messenger RNA of Serendipita indica DSM 11827, 519 nucleotides long. NCBI's taxonomy places the organism in Eukaryota, Fungi, Basidiomycota, Agaricomycetes, Sebacinales, Serendipitaceae. The record is from the annotation of a GenBank genome assembly.
AUGACUGGAAUCACAAAUUCAGGAAUGGAUAUCGACAUUGUCGGAAAGAAGGGCGAAAGACGUACCGUUCAUAUCCCGCUGGAUCCCCCUCUCGAGAGUGCCAAAGAAGCAAGACAGCGACUUGUGAACAUGACGUGGGAGGCCAUAGAGGGACUUGGCUUGUCACGAUACCAGGUCGACCGCUACGUACUUACACUGGGCCAGCUGGUCGCAGUUUUUGGAUCCCUGUUCAUGUACUAUCUCUUCCUCGCACCUCGAGCAUACGUGCCGUAUGUGUCCUUGAUCGACGGGAUCCAACCAUUCUAUCGCCUCUUCUGCAUAUCCUUGCCACCUUUCCUACACACCCUUGAGAACCAGCUUCUCAUGGUACCCCUUCUUGAUAAGCACCGAGUACAUGGACGCUUGAGAGCAAAGUGGAUCUUUGCUUGCUUGAUGAGUGGAGGACCAGCUGUCAAGUCGUUCAAGAGUCUGGUCGCUCAGGAGAAGGAGAGGCUGGACGGACAAAUGAAGAAGCAGUAG